AUGAAUUUAAUUGAUUCUUUAUCAAAUGAAUUCCAACAACUUUUGAAUGACUAAAAGAAAAAUCAAGUUUUGAAACCACUUAUUUAAGGAAUUAUAGAUGAUAUCAAGAAACACAAGUCUUAACAAAAUUUACCCAUUUAAGAAAUCAUAAAAAUUCUUGUUAGACUUCCUGAAAAUAAAAGCAAUUAAACAUCUGGAAUAGCUCUAAAUAUAAUUUUAAAACUAUUUAAUACAACUUUAUUGCAAGAAGUAAUUUAAUUUAUAUUUUAGGCAGACCUUCAUCCCUUAUUACAUUCUCUUUAUUUACUUAAAGAUGAAAUAAUUGAAAAUGUGUAAUUAAAAUUAGUAUAAUGCAGUGUACAUCUAAUUCAUAAAGAAAUUGUAAAUAUCAAUAAUCCUGAAUGCAUAGAGAAAGUAAUCAUGAGUCUUAAUUUAGCUAAUUUGUAUAUUUUUUACAUUGGUAAUUUCAAAAAAUCCAAUCAUCCAAACUACCUCAAUGACAGGUUUGAUGAAAAUAAUAGAUUUUCUUUAUUCAUAAUACAGCUAAAAGCCUCAUAGAAAUGGAGUUCUGAUAUUUUUGCAAUUAAUUCAAGGAAUGAAAGGAUAGAAGGUGCCUUUUGUUGUAUAACAUUAAUAUUCUAAAGGAAUAUGUAGAGAUAUGUUAUUUUAAAUUAUCUAAAACUUGGGACCUUUUUUAAAUAAAGAUGAACAGCUAAGCAAAAUAAUUGAAGAAGUUUCAGCGAUCAUUUAUGAAGAAAUGAGUUUAGAUUCUGCAGAUGUUUAAUUUAGUAAUUUUAAAUAUAAUUUUAGAUGCAAGAAGAAUAAGGGAUUCAUUUAGAAUCAUUACCAUUUUAUAAAGGGACAUAUCUUUACUUAAACAUAUUAGCCUAUUAUUUACUAGAUCUCCAUUAUAUGGUUAUGUUAGAUAUUGGAUUUUAGAGGGAAUUUUGACUAUAUUACAAAAUCCUAAAUUAGUUAUGCUAUUAUAUUAAGGAGCUUAAUAGGAUGAAUAAUAAUCAUAAUAACAGCAAUAGUCUACUUUUUUACAGCAUUUAGUUUUUAUUAUCAAAUUAUCAACAGAAUAGGAUCCUUAAUAUACAAUAAAUUAAUCCACUUAAUAAUAAACAUAUUCAAAGUAAAAAAUGUUAUAUGAAUAAAAUAUUUUAAAUUUAACAGAGAUUCCCAUAUAUAAUAAAGCAUAAUUUAUCCAAAAAUCAAGUAUAUUUUCUAAAAGUAUCAAUAGUUGAAUGCAUUUCUCAUUAUACUGAUUCCCUUUUGCAAAUUGCAUAUGAUAAAUAAAUUGUAUUAUUUAAUCUCAAUUACAAAUUGUCUCAAUCUAAAAUAUUUAUAGAAGAUAAUUGUAAAGAAGUAAAUCAAAUAAUUGAGACAACCUAACAAUUAACUUUGAAAACAAUAUAAAAUCUUAUGAUAAACUUGAAUGACGAAAUCUAGUAUUAAAGUAUUUUAAAUUCAAUAUAAACUUGGAUUAAUUUAUCUGGUUCUUUAGGUUAAAAUAAAACGAGAGAUGUUUAUAUAAAAUUUUUAAGUAGCCUGUGUGUAGCCAAACAAAAUGCCAGUUUGACUAAAAAUUAAUUAUAAAGUGCAAAAACAUUAUUUAAUAUAGCAUAAUUAGGAAGUAAUUUCUUAAAUUAAUCUUAGAUUUGCUAGAUGUUAAAUCAUGGUAUAUAAUAAUGAAGGCUAUGCAAUAAUUCGAUUCACUCCUUUAAAAAUCGUAGACCUAAAAUGUAAUUCAAUAAGAUUCCCAUCCUGAAAUUUAUUAAUAGGAAAUAGCAUUAUUAAAUAAUAUUUUAGAUGGCUUAUUUUAAUCAAGUAAUGUCUAUGAAGAUGCUAAUUUGCUUCAUAUGAUUGAAGCAAUAAAUUAAGUGACAUUAAGUCUAAUGGAAUAAUUUAACAAUGUCUAAAAUUUAGUUGAUUCUAAGCCUAUUCAAUUUGGAUUAUAAAAGAUUCAUUAAAUAACAAAAUAAAAUUGGUAUAGAAUUCAUAAAUUUUGGGAUUUUAUUACUGGACAUUUUUUAUGCUUAGUUAACUAUAAACAUAAAGCAUUUAGGGAAUCUGCUUUAGAAAUAUUUUCUCAAAUAGUUUAAUAGGGAUUUAGUUAUUUUUUAAGACCAGAUUAAAGUCUUUGUUGGGAAGGAGAUAGUUGGUAAUCUCAAUUAUUAAGUCCUAUUCAAUAAAUGAUCAAUAUUCACUAUGCUGAUGUCAAAGAAACUUUGUUGAAUAUAAUUUUUAAAUUGAUAUAAAAUAAUGGACAUGAAUUGAACAUUUUAGGAUUUAAUACAAUAAUUGAAAUUUUAUUAAUCAGUUGUGAUGAGACUGAACCCGCAGGAUAUGUUAAUAUUGGUUUUCAUAUUUUGGAAUUAUUAAUAGGGUAAUUUAUGCAUUUGUUAGAUCCUAAGACAACAAGAAGAUUAUUACCUUUAAUAAAAUAAUUUAGAUAAAGAACUACAGAAUAAAAUAUUAGUUAUGUGUCAGUUGGUCUAAUCUGGCAAUUAGCAGAUAAUUUAAAUAAAAUUUGUACAAAUCAAACAUCAUAAACUGAAGUGGAAGAAUUAUGGACUGUUGUUUUAUAGAGUUUAAAAGAUUUAUCAUUAGAUAAUGCACCAGAUGUUAGAUAAUCAGCUUUACAUAUUAUUAUUUAAAUUAUCUUAAUUAAUUGUGGUUCAUUUAGGAUUAACUUUUAAAUAGGUUUGUUUAAAAACUUAAUAUUUAAGAUUUUGGAUGAUUUGAUAGGAAGAGUUGCUUAAUUAUAAUAAUUAUAAGUAAUUUUUCAUAUGAAACUACCAAAAUAUUUAAAGGAAGAAGACUUUCCUAAAUUUACUAAAUUAUCUGAAUAGGAUUUUUAAACUUCUAUGAAAACUUAAAAUGAAGCAAUAUUAGCUUGGGAAGAAACUCUUAAAAUUAUGAUUUAAAAUUUAACAAAAUUUUUGAAAAAGAUUGGUUAAUAAGAUGAUUAAGAAUUUAAAUAAUAAGCAUAACAAUUGUAUAAUGAGACUUUUAUUAGAUUAAUUAUUUCAUUUAAAAUUAAUAAUUUAGAUCUUAGAUGGGAAAUUAUACGUUUAAUAAAAGAAAAUACAGAAAUAAUGAUUGAAAAAAGUUUGGUUGAACAAUUUGAUUGGGCUAAAGAAUUUAUCAUGUGUAUAUAAGAAUUUAUAGGUUAAAAGAUUUAAGAUAAUAGAGAUGUGAAAACAUUAAUCAAUAAAAUUUUACCUGAAGUUUGUGAAUUAUAUGUAUUAUUUCUUAAAGCUCAUAAUAAAAAUAAAGAAUUCUUUCCAGUAGAAUUAAUGGAUGAUCUAUACGAAAGUUAUUAAGCAAUCGUUGAUUUACCAAUUAAUAUUGAGAACAUUUCAAAUAUUAAAAUAUGGAUGGAUGAAAAAUAAUUACAUGAUUUUGCCGAAGACUUUUAUGUACAUCUUGAUGAUUAGAAGGAUAAAUCUAAAUUCUAUGGUUUUCUUUUAUUCAAUAUGAAGAAGGAAGGAGGAUUGACUAAAUUAUAAGAUCUAGUCAUUCUAAAAUAUACAUAAUUAUUGAGUAAAUAUAUAUAAGAUAAAUAAUUAACUGAUAAUGAGCUUAUCAAAUAAUUUAUUCAAAUUUGUUUAAUACAACUAUCAAUUAGAUAAAAUUAGAAUAAAGUUAAUAAUGUUAAAAAUUAUAAUAAAACUAAUAAACCAUUAUGGGUUUAGGUCUUACCAUUGAUUAUUGAUACAAUAGAAUUUUGUUAGAAUGAUGAGUAUGUUUAGCUUUUAUCUGAAUAACUUAACUUUACUUAAUAAUGGGAUAAAAUAAUAAGUAUUGAUGGAUUAAAGAGCUGCAUUGAUGUCGAACUAUAAAUUUGUGAAUGGCUUCUUUCAUAAAAUAUUUUGGAUAGAGAAAUUAUAAAUUAUUGGGAACUAUUAUCUAGAAAUAUUAAUUUAUAUUAGUUGGAAGAUCUGUUUUAUGAUACAAGAUUAAAAUUGAUGAAUAUUGUAUUCAAGAAACCAAAAAAUUUAACUACUUUAAAUUAAAUCUGUUAAUCCUUAGUAACUUAAUUUAUGAAGGAUGAAUAUAUGUCAGGAUCAAUGCCAUUAAGUAGAAAAAGAGUUUAAGAAAUAAUUUAAUUAUUAUUAGAAUUAUAAUAAUUAAAAGAUUUGACAUUAUAACCACAUCCAUUACUCUAAGUUUUUGAAUGUUUAGUUGAAUUAAUAACAACUAGAGAAAUUGAUAUCAAAUAACCUUUAUAAAAUUUAUUUAAGUCUGUUGCAUUAAAAAUAAGAUCACAUAAAUGA
Paramecium sonneborni is the source of this 4283-nucleotide messenger RNA. The record is from the annotation of a GenBank genome assembly. Lineage: Eukaryota; Ciliophora; Oligohymenophorea; Peniculida; Parameciidae.